AGAUUCAGGUGCUGAGCAGGAUGCGGGGCCGCGUGGCAGGGAGCUGCGCUCCCCUGGGCCUGCUUCUGGUCUGUCUUCGUCUCCCAGGCCUCUUUGCCCGGAGCAUUGGUGCUGUGGAGGAGAAAGUUUCCCAAAACCUGGGGACCAACUUGCCUCAGCUUGGACAACCUUCCCUGACUGGCCCCCCUAACUCUGAACAUCCUCAGCCUGCUCUGGACCCGAGGUCUAACGAUUUGGCAAGGGCUCCUCUGAAGCUCAGCAUGCCCCCAUCAGACGGCUUCCCACCCACAGGAGGCUCUGCAGUGCAGAGGUGGCCUCUGUCCGGGAGGCUGCCUGCCGUGUACUCCUGGCCCCCUGAGGAUCCUUGGCUGAUGAUGGCUGCUGCGGCUGCGGACCGCCUGGGGGAAGCGCUGCCUGAAGAACUCUCUUACCUCUCCAGUGCUGCGGCCCUCGCUCCAGGCAGUGGCCCUUUGCCUGGAGAGUCUUCUCCUGACGCCACAGACCUCUCACCUGAGGCUUCACACCUCCACCAGGACUCGGAGUCCAGACGACUGCCCCGUUCUAAUCCACUGGGACCCGGGGGAAAAAUCCUUUCCCAACGCCCUCCCUGGUCUCUCAUCCACAGGGUUCUGCCUGAUCACCCCUGGGGGACCCUGAAUCCCAGUGUGUCCUGGGGAGGUGGAGGCCCUGGGACUGGUUGGGGAACGAGGCCCAUGUCACACCCUGGGGGAAUCUGGGGUAUCAAUAAUCAACCCCCAGGUACCAGCUGGGGAAAUAUUAAUCGGUAUCCAGGAGGCAGCUGGGGGAAUAUUAAUGGGUAUCCAGGAGGCAGCUGGGGGAAUAUUCAUCUAUACCCAGGUAUCAAUAACCCAUUUCCUCCCGGAGUUCUCCGCCCUCCUGGCUCUUCUUGGAACACCCCAGCUGGCUUCCCUAAUCCUCCAAGCCCUGGGUUGCAGUGGGGCUAGAGCACAUAGAGGGAAACCCAACAUUGGGAGUUAGAGUCCUGCUCCCGCCCCUUGCUGUGUGGGCUCAAUCCAGGCCCUGUCAGCAUGUUUCCAGCCCUAUCCCCACUUUUCAAUGCCUCCCUUGCUCAUCUCCAAUAAAAUAAAAGCACUUAUGG
Messenger RNA from Macaca mulatta (Rhesus monkey), 1120 nucleotides. It is a transcript of the gene C4H6orf15, whose product is annotated as chromosome 4 C6orf15 homolog. The record is from RefSeq and is marked provisional. Gene Ontology annotation, cellular component: extracellular matrix. Lineage: Eukaryota; Metazoa; Chordata; Mammalia; Primates; Cercopithecidae. Gene Ontology annotation, biological process: extracellular matrix organization.